Asterias rubens (European starfish) is the source of this 1136-nucleotide messenger RNA. RefSeq names its product CD63 antigen-like. Gene Ontology annotation, cellular component: membrane. The record is from RefSeq and is a predicted model, not a curated record. The transcript is spliced from 6 exons. Lineage: Eukaryota; Metazoa; Echinodermata; Asteroidea; Forcipulatida; Asteriidae. Bases 272 to 982 code for a protein of 236 amino acids.
CCUUAGCGUCACCUUUUCUCUGAAAAUUUUAAGACAAAUAGUUGCGGAUUGAUACUAGCUUUUGCAGUUAAUUUUAGAAACACCUGUGUGUGUGAACGGGUCGCGGAUUUACACGUACGUGUAUUAUGUGCAUGUAUAUACGUACAAUGCAUUGCAGUUUACAUUGAAAACUACGUGUGCGUAGAGCCAUUUGAAGAACGCAUUGCUUGUGUGUGGACGCCAGGUAAUUGGUGAAAAUUCUCCCUAAAAGAAACCAACCAACAAUCUCAACAUGGCAGCCGAAGGAGGCUCAAAAGUCAUCAAGUACUUGAUGUUCUUCUUCAAUUUUAUCUUUUUUGUGUGUGGUUUAGUAGUCAUUAUCGGUGGAGCAUUGGUACUGACUCAGUACAGUGAGUAUGUGGACUUCACAGGAAGCAUGGGAAACGCUAUUCCCAUUGUACUCAUCAUCAUCGGUGUGUUCAUCCUUAUGACAGGAUUCUUGGGCUGCUGUGGAGCCAUCAAGGAAAACUACUGCAUGAUCUGUACUUAUGCCUUCAUCAUUGUGGUAAUCCUACUGUUGGAGCUUGGAGGCGGUAUUGCUGGCUACGUUCUCCGGGAUGACAUUGAAGACGCUGUGCGCAAGAACAUGGAAGAUCUCAUGCCCAAGUAUAUCAGCAAUAAUAACACAAAGAACGUCUUUGACAAAAUGCAAGAAGAACUCAAGUGCUGUGGAACCAACAACUACACCGACUGGGCAUCUAUUCUAUCGACUGGAAAUGUCCCUGAUUCCUGCUGCAAAACAGAAACCGCUGGUUGCGGCACAGCAUUUAAAACCGCUGACAUCAACACAGAGGGCUGUGUGGACCUUUUGAACAAACUUCUGGUUGACAACAUUGUCCUCAUUGCUGGAAUUGCUGUCGCAGUCGCUGUUAUUCAGAUCUUUGGCGUUGUGUGUUCGUGCUGUCUCAUGAGGGCAAUCAAGAGUGAAUACGAGGUCGUCUAAAGAUGAUAACCGCCUCUUGAGAUGAAUCUAUCGAGCUAAUACAAUUACAUGCAGUAAAUGAUAAUCCACUGUAAGCACCCGUCGAUUUCACCAAACUCUUCCUAACUUGGGAAUAAUCCAAGGACAUAGGACGAGUUAAGUUCCGUAUCCAUAU